UUUCGAAAAAUCACUUGCGUCUACUGACACUUCCCAUUCGGCCUAAUACACUAGGAAAAAAAAAAAUUUACUUCAAUGGAAGGCCGGGGUGUAAUGUAAGACAGUAAGCUGAAUUGAAUUUGAAAGGACUAGGGUGCAAAAUGGUCAGCCAGCUGCCCGCACAGUCUGAACAUUUAGUCAAGCUCGCUCCAUCCGUGGUCACCAACCUCCAGCGAUCGCGAUCGAGCUCCGGGCGCCGGGGACUCGUCUCGAUCCUGCUCUCCAGCGACCUGGGCACCUAUAUUAGACGCCUGUUGGCCCGCGUGGCAGAGAAGGCAUGUGCCAUUCUUCGCCCGUAUCUGGGGCUUGGCUACCGGGAAGUGUCCGUAUCCCCGGACAUGGCCGACAGACUGGCCGUCCUUUCACGGAAGACCCUCGUCCUGGACCUGGAUGAGACUCUGGUGCACUCCUGCUACCUCGAUCCGGAUACCCAUGACAACGUGGGUUGCAGCCAGUUGCCCGAUCACGCCCAGCCGGACUAUGUACUCAACGUGUCCAUCGAGCCGAUGGUCGAGCCGAUCGUGUUUCGGGUCUUCAAGCGGCCGCAUGUCGAUGAGUUCUUGGACUACGUGUCCAAGUGGUACGACCUGGUGAUCUACACGGCCAGCCUGGAGGUCUAUGCCACCCAGGUUGUGGACCUUCUGGACGCGGGACAACGAAGGAUGUCUCGCCGCUUCUAUCGCCAGCACUGCCGCGCCUCCUCGCCACUGGUCUCCAAGGACCUGUCCUUAGUCACUCCUGACAUGACCGGCGUCUUAAUCAUCGACAACUCGCCGUACGCGUACCGAGACUUUCCCGACAACGCCGUUCCCAUCAAGACCUUUAUCUACGAUCCCGACGACACGGAGCUCCUGAAGCUGCUGCCCUUCCUCGAUGCCCUGCGCUUCACCAAGGACGUUCGAUCCAUUCUCGGCCGGCGCGUCAUCCGGCAACACGAUAACCGAUCUACCAUUUCAUCCCAUCGAUAGAAGAAUUCUCUGUAGCCUGCAUUGUUGGAAAAAAUAAAUAAAAUGGCGUGAAAUUCCUAAAACAA
This is a messenger RNA of Drosophila santomea, 1072 nucleotides long. Its product is annotated as CTD nuclear envelope phosphatase 1. The record is from RefSeq and is a predicted model, not a curated record. Bases 141 to 1007 code for a protein of 288 amino acids. Lineage: Eukaryota; Metazoa; Arthropoda; Insecta; Diptera; Drosophilidae. The transcript has a single exon. Gene Ontology annotation, molecular function: protein serine/threonine phosphatase activity.